CCUCACAAUGGUAGGAGAGAACCGACUUAUGCAAGUUGUCCUCCAACCUCUAAAUGCACACAAAACAUGGCACACACACCAAUAAAUAUAAUUUAAAAAAUUUAAAAACACAAAAUCAGGGCAGCGCUUGCUUAGCAUACACGAAGCCUUGGGUUCCAACCCCAACACCAUACAAACCAGAUGUGGUGGAACAGACUUCUAAAAUUCCAGCACUCAAGGAGGAUCCCAAGCUCAAGGCCAGCACUGACUACAAAGAGAAUUGGAGACCAGCUUGGGCUUCAUGAGACCCUGUCACAAACUCAAAAAUGGACCUCGUUAUCCAAAUAGUCUUUCAGGAUCUCGAUGCCCAAAUGGGGUGAGGCAUGGCAUGGGGUGCCCUUUGAGGAGGCUGAGCUCCUCUCUUCCCUCAGCCUACCCCACCCAUCUCUGUCUCCAUUCUUUUCCCUUCCAACCUCUGCCUGCUUCAUUGAGUUAUGCAAAUGAACGUUCUAUAGCUCCGCCCUAACACUCUGAACAACUCCCGGUCCAUAUUGUUAUGCAAAUGAGGAGACCAUUGUCCCCGCCCACCUGGCUAACAGACACUGUGGGCCCGCCCUCAUGGGUUAUGCAAAUGAUAUCCCAUUUCUCCGCCCCACUGGAUUAUGCAAAUAAGGCUCUGUGGUCCCGCCCCUGCCUCUGCCACGGAGUCUGCGCGGAGCUGCAAGCACCGCUGUCCAGAUUUCUCCGUCUCCACGUCCGCCUGCCUGACCAGCGGUCUCUCGGACUGUCCUGCGGUGCCGGGACCGUGUAGACGGAGCGGGGGCUCAGGCGGCGGCGGCCUAGACAGGGCCUCAAUGGAGCCCUGGACACACAGUGCCUACCCUCGCCUGCCUGGGCCUCAGUUUCCACAUCCGUGCAAUGGAGAUGAGUGUCCUUGCCCUGCUAGCCUCCAGGAGUGGCUGUGAGUUGGUGGUGGUCGAGGUGGAGGCCUGUGGGAAGCCCUAGGGUGCUUUCACAGGCCCAGCCUUCGCCAUGGCUGGAGGGAGACCUCACCUGAAGCGCAGUUUCUCCAUCAUCCCCUGCUUUGUCUUCGUGGAGUCUGUGUUGCUGGGCAUUGUGAUCCUGCUUGCAUACCGCCUAGAGUUCACGGACACCUUCCCUGUGCACACCCAGGGCUUCUUCUGCUAUGACAGCGCUUAUGCCAAGCCGUACCCCGGGCCUGAGGCUGCCAGCCGAGCACCUCCAGCCCUCAUCUAUGCCCUGGUCACUGCUGGGCCCACCUUCACGAUCCUGCUGGGGGAGCUGGCACGUGCCUUCUUCCCUGCUCCACCUUCUGCCAGCCCUGUCAGCGGGGAGAGCACCAUUGUGUCCGGGGCCUGCUGCCGCUUCAGCCCCCCACUUCGGAGGCUGGUCCGUUUCCUGGGGGUGUACUCUUUUGGCCUAUUCACCACGACCAUCUUUGCAAAUGCGGGACAGGUGGUGACCGGUAAUCCCACGCCUCAUUUCCUGUCUGUCUGUCGCCCCAACUACACGGCCCUGGGCUGUCCACCUCCUUCUCCUGACCGGCCAGGGCCUGACCGCUUCGUCACGGACCAGAGCGCCUGUGCGGGCAGCCCCAGCCUGGUGGCCGCUGCACGCCGCGCCUUCCCCUGCAAGGACGCGGCCCUGUGCGCCUACGCGGUCACCUACACUGCGAUGUACGUGACCCUAGUGUUCCGCGUGAAGGGUUCCCGCCUGGUAAAGCCUUCUCUCUGCUUGGCCCUGCUGUGCCCCGCCUUCCUGGUGGGCGUGGUCCGCGUGGCAGAGUAUCGCAACCACUGGUCGGACGUGCUGGCUGGCUUUCUGACCGGGGCGGCCAUCGCUACCUUUCUGGUCACCUGUGUUGUGCACAAUUUCCAGAGCCGACCGCCCUCUGGUCGAAGGCUCUCCCCCUGGGAGGACCUGAGCCAGGCCCCCACUAUGGACAGCCCCCUCGAAAAGUUAAGUGUGGCCCAGGAAGCCGAGACCUGCAGGCCGCAUUCGACACCGGCACGGCUCACCCCAUCCAAGCCGCAGAACUGUGCCCGCCGUGGCCACCUGAUUCCCAGCUGUGUGUCCUCCAGGGCCCCAGCGAUGUGCUCCUCGCCCCGUGUGCCCCGCCCUCGACUGAGGUCUGAGCCAACACCACUGCCGCUGCCUCUGCCCCUGCCCGCUCCGACUCCCAGCCAGGGUCCCUCGCCUUCCUCCCCUGGACCCGGGGGCCCAGGUGGGGGAGGUGGUCGCGGCCGUAAGCUACUGCUGCCCACGCCCCUGCUACGGGACCUGUACACCCUCAGUGGACUCCAUCCCUCCCCCUUCCACCGCGACAACUUCAGCCCUUAUCUGUUUGCCAGCCGCGACCACCUGCUGUGAGACUCGCCACCUAAAAUGCACCCAGUGUCCCCUGUUUCUUCCCUGACACGUGUGCGUGUGCCACGUGAGUGCUAAAGGACCCUGCCCUCCAAAACAGCCAGGCUCGGCGACAGAAGAUGGCUGGAAGGACACUUCUAUGGGUGGGAAGGAUCUCUUGGCUGCUCUUUGGCCUUCUUAAACAUCCGGGUAGGCAAAAAUAAGCAGGUGGGCCCAGUCCCUAAGACUGCCCUUGACCCAUCUGGCCACUGUCAAGCCAGUGAGAGCUCCUAGUUCUCAGAAUUUAACCUAAAAGUUUACUCCAGCCAAUGAGAACUUCUCACUUCUUAGCUUCCUCGAGCAAGAGGGUAACUAUGGCCAAUGUUCAGUGUCUAAACAGCCAAUAGGAGCCCUUGGCUUUCAGAAUUGCCGAGAGUGGGUGGGAAUGAUUCCAGUCAAUGGGGGACCGCCCGUGUCAAAGCCAAGGAGGGCUAUCCAGACUCUCCCUAGAAUAACAGACUCCAGCUGGAGGGUGGGGGGCAGGCUCCCCCAUAGCAGGGUCCUGCGGCACCCCUACGUUUCUAGCUCCUCCCCAGGUGCAGCAUCUCACACUCUCCAACUCCCUACUUAAGUAGGGCUUGCCCCAGUUCACAAGUUUUAGAGUUCCGGGUGCUGUCUCCCCUUGGCUGUGCCCAGGGCACCCCCAAACCUUCUAUUAUUUAUUAGGGCUGUGAAAAAAUAUUUUCUUGGGACCCACCCUUAUUCUUCAUACUGCCCCCUCUGCCUCAGCCUCGUGCAGAUGUGCCAUCUUGGGGGGCAUGGGUAAAGCAAAAGGGGGUUCCCCUACCCUGAAUAGCCAAAGGCAGUGGGCAGAUGAGACACUGUCCCCCUUCCCUGCCUCCCUCCUCAUCUUUAAUAAAGACCUGUUUGUAACAGAA
Molecule: messenger RNA, 3284 nt
Organism: Cricetulus griseus (Chinese hamster)
Lineage: Eukaryota; Metazoa; Chordata; Mammalia; Rodentia; Cricetidae
Source: RefSeq, a predicted model, not a curated record